AUGGCGCUGUCGCCGAGGCGCGGUCUGCGGGGACUGUCCCCGGCUGCGCCUCCUCCCUCGUGCCUGCGGUCCCUGCCACCUGUCUGUCUGGGAUGGCCCCUGGAGACGGUGCCGAAGGACCUGUGGCAUCUGCGGGCUUGUUUGCUGUAUUCAUUAGUCAAGACUAUAGACCAGUUUGAAUAUGACAGGUGCGACAAUUGUGAAGCAUACCUACAAAUGAAGGGUAACAGAGAGAUGGUGUAUGACCGCACCAGCUUUUCGUUUGACGGGAUCAUUGCGAUGAUGAGUCCAGAAGACAGCUGGGUCUCCAAGUGGCAGCGAGUCAGUAACGGUAAGCCAGGCGUAUAUGCUGUGUCAGUCACUGGUCGCCUGCCUCAUGGAAUUGUUCGGGAGCUGAAAAGUGGAGGAGUGGCCUACAAAUCCAGAGACACAGCAAUAAAGACCUAGCUAGGUGCAGCUCACAGUG
Mesocricetus auratus (golden hamster) is the source of this 466-nucleotide messenger RNA. Its product is annotated as transcription elongation factor SPT4-A-like. Gene Ontology annotation, cellular component: DSIF complex; nucleus. The coding region runs from base 1 to 447 and encodes 148 amino acids. Lineage: Eukaryota; Metazoa; Chordata; Mammalia; Rodentia; Cricetidae. The record is from RefSeq and is a predicted model, not a curated record. The transcript is spliced from 2 exons. Gene Ontology annotation, biological process: regulation of transcription elongation by RNA polymerase II; chromatin organization; mRNA processing. Gene Ontology annotation, molecular function: zinc ion binding; RNA polymerase II complex binding.